AAAACCGAAAAUAUAUAGAGAAUUUUUUAAAAAUUCAUGUCUACUCCCGCCAAGGUGUUCGUUGGCAGCCUGCCGCGCUGCAAGCCGGAGGAGUUGCGUCGCCUCUUCGCCAACUACGGCUCGGUCGUAGAGUGUGACGUGAUGAAUCGGUGCGCCUUCGUUCACCUGGAGACCACGGACAUGGCGGAGGCGGCCAUAGCAGCCCUCAAUGGUAUCGUUUUCAAGGGCCAGGCCAUCGUCGUGGAGGCGGGAAGGCCGAAGUACGGCCCUGGGAACGGCAGUCGCGGUCCGCCGGCCAGUGGUGACAGCCAGGGACGCAGGCCUUCCGAAGGACAAAGUAGUAGCCCUAAUAAGAGAUCCACAGAGGCGUCCGGUAACAGCUUUAAGCGGAACUUCCGAGAUGAAACCGGCGGCGGUCGCCGGUUCUCUAAAGAUGGGCGCGACGCACGGGGACCCAACAUGAACAAAUUUGGACCUGUGCGGAACGAACCCAACUACAGGCAACAGCGGAGUGCUCCCUACAAUAAGGGACGGCCGCAAAGCAACGAGACCGGCUCUCAAGCGACCGGAUUCAGGAACAAAUUUGCGGGCGGAGGCAAUGCCGGAAAUUUUGGGGGAGGAGGAGGAGCCAACGAAGGCAAUCGCUUCGGGAGCAGUCGGUGGGACAAUAACGGUGGUCCUCAAGCUGGAAAAAGAAACUUCAGGAACAGUCCGACAAGCGCAUUUGGAGGAGGCGGCAACAGCACUAGCAGAAAUGACUUCAGGGCUGGCAGCUCCGGCAGCGGUGGUGGUGGAUCGCUUAAUCAAAGAGGCGGCGCAGGCAGCAAUGUGCGUCAGGAUCGCCGUGGCUUUGCCCUGCCAGUGGAGCAUCAGCAUCAGCAAAUGAGCUUUGGACGCUUCGGAAACGGACCCAUGAAUUCGCACAGUCGCAGGGACGCCGGCGCUAGUGGAAGUAACCCACAGGGCGGACGAGGUUUCUACAAUGGAGGCGGGGGUUUCAAUGCCAGACGUGGCAGCAGUGGAGCAGCCAGCAACGAACACAAUAGCCAACAAGGUGGCGGUGGUCCCAACAAGCGGGGUGGAGGGGGAGGAGGAUUAGGAAAGGUUCACAAUCAGAAUGGCUUCAAUGCAUAUCACACGGAAUUUCCGCCUUUGGGAAGUCAAAGGAACCGAUAUAAUGGACCCCGGCCUGGAGCAAAUAUGGGCGGCAAUAGAAGGUUUUAGGCAAGUGCAACUCCACUCCGAUGUUUGGCCAGUCCACGCGAACUCCAAACUCCCAACUCCAAUUAAUAAUGUAAUAGCCGAAUUUUGUUUUCCAUACUUUCGCGCUCCGAAUCGUUUAGUUAAGCUGACGGGAUUUAAUAUAUUUUUUUUUAUUUUAAUCUGUCCUAUAGCCGUACUUUUAAGACCAACAUCAACAGUAUAUUUGUUAUUCGUAGUUAAGAUUGUUUCAAUAUUUAAAUGCAAUACUUAAAUAAUCA
This is a messenger RNA of Drosophila serrata, 1481 nucleotides long. RefSeq lists its product as uncharacterized. NCBI's taxonomy places the organism in Eukaryota, Metazoa, Arthropoda, Insecta, Diptera, Drosophilidae. Gene Ontology annotation, molecular function: RNA binding. The record is from RefSeq and is a predicted model, not a curated record.